This is a messenger RNA of Aspergillus lentulus, 918 nucleotides long. RefSeq lists its product as uncharacterized. The record is from RefSeq and is a predicted model, not a curated record. Lineage: Eukaryota; Fungi; Ascomycota; Eurotiomycetes; Eurotiales; Aspergillaceae.
AUGUACUCACACACGAUUGCGAGUGCCUUAUUUGCAGCUUGCUGCCUGUCAGGCCUGGCGACGGCGUCGAGUCCUCUUCAUAAUGCCGACGUCAAGCCUGACUACUCCUUUGACGAUCUUUGGUCUCUGGAGAGAAGUUUCUGGGAUACCUUUCUCUACCCGACGAACGUAGCACAGAUCAACGCCACGGAUGACUCUGUCUUUGCCGAAAAUGUCCAAGGCCGAGUGGACAUCACACGCACCUUCGACGGCCGCGAGCUCAACAAUGAAUACAUCUUUGGGCUUUUCUCCGAGCCAGACCACCUUAGUCUCGUGGGCGUACCCAUCGCAUACAGCAUCACCCAGUUCACAGCCAACGGCAACAUCGCGUCGGCGACGACGGUCGUCACCUUCAACUCGACCUCCUUCGGCGUCAUCAUCCCCGUAACCAUCGACUCCUGGAUCGAAUGGGACACGCAGAAGAAGAUUGUGCAGUACGACGCCACAUUCAGGUGGUUCGGGCCCCUCCUCGAGGCGCUGCUCAAAGCGCAAGCCGCGAGGAUGAAUACCACCGACCUGGCCAUAGUGCGGGCAGCGCUUACGCAGCAACUAGCAGACACAAUCUGCCAGACGCACGAAGACAACUGCAAGGGGGAGAACCAGCAAUACGAGAGUCGGGACGCCUGCAUGGAUUUCCUGACGAACAAGACGCGCUUCGGACAGGCGUACGAGCUGGGCCGGGAUACCCUGCUCUGUCGCGAGGUGCAUGAGCUUAUGGUCAAGUACCGGCCGGAUAUACACUGUCCGCAUAUCGGACCAACAGGGGGUGACUACUGCGUGGACGAUCUAUCGUAUGAGCAGGUGGUGCUGGAGAAGUAUUUCCGGGACUCGUUUAUCGCCUAUGGGUAUGGCCAGGAGCAGAAUAUCUGGGUUGCGUAA